UUAAACCUGCGGCCGAAGGGCCGGCUUCGGCUCCUCCUCCCUCUCCUGUUUGGUGGAGGGUUGGCCGGACGGCCGGCAGGCAGGAUUAUGCCUCUGUGGAGAUUUUGAACAGCAGUUCAACCGAAUGCUUCACCGCUGAAUUAGUUGCUCAGGGAUCCUGGAAUUCUUUGUUGCUAUGGGAGAUUGGAAGACUAUUACAGUGCCAGUACUGUCAUCAGUUUCAGAUAGCAAAAGCAUUUCUCAAUAUACCUCAGAAACAAAGAUGUCUCCGUCGAGUUCAUAUACGCAACAAGUGCUGUGUUCUUCAAUACCUUUGGCAAAAAGUGUGCAUAAUUUUUUCAGUGCCUUCUGCACAGAGGAGAAUGUUGAACAGAGUGUUUCUUAUCUGAAUCAGGAGUUGACCACUUUAGGUUUUCCUUCGUUAUAUGAAGAGUCCAAAGGUAAAGAGACCAAGAGAGAAUUAAGUAUAAUUGCAGUUUUAAAUUGUAUAAAUGAGCUGCUUUUACUUCAACACAAGAACCUCCGAACUCAGGAAGAUGUCGAAACCCAGAAUUUGAAACUAGGAAGUGACAUGGACCACCUGCAAAACUGCUAUUCCAAACUUAAGGAGCAGCUGGAAACCUCAAGAAGGGAAAUGAUUGGACUUCAAGAACGGGACAGACAGCUACAGUGCAAGAACAGAAAUUUACACCAAUUACUUAAGAACGAGAAGGAUGAGGUACAAAAAUUACAAAAUAUCAUCGCAAGCCGGGCCACUCAGUAUAAUCACGACAUGAAGAGAAAAGAGCGAGAAUACAACAGGCUAAAGGAACGGCUUCAUCAACUGGUAAUGAGCAAGAAGGAUAAAAAAACAGCGAUGGAUGUUCUCAAUUACGUAGGUAGAGCAGAUGGAAAGAGAGGCGCCUGGAGAACUGACAAAACCGAAGCCAGGAAUGAAGAUGAAAUGUAUAAAGUUCUGCUGAGCGACUAUGAGCAACGUCAGAAACAAAUUCUGCUGGAAAAUGCCGAACUCAAGAAAGUUCUUCAGCAAAUGAAAAAGGAAAUGAUUUCUGUCCUCACACCACAAAAGCAGAAACCUAAAGGGAAAGUUGAAGAGAGCUGUGGAGCAGUCCUAUCAGAUAUGGAAGAAGAUGCCGGAGACCUAAGCAAGGACAGUAAUAUGUGGGAACUUUCUUGUGAAACCGCACGAGAGCAGCUCACCAACAGCAUUAGGAAACAAUGGAGGAUUCUCAAAAGCCACGUGGAAAAGCUUGACAACCAAGUGUCACAGGUACAUUUAGGAGCUUUUAACGAUGAGGAUGUGAUCUCAAGACAGGACCAUGAACAAGAAACGGAAAAGCUGGAGUUAGAAAUUCAGCAGUGCAAAGAAAUGAUUAAAAAUCAGCAACAGCUUUUACAGCAGCAGCUCACUAUCGACGAUGACACAUCUUCACUUUUUCAAGACUGUUAUUUGCUGGAGGAGAAAGAACGUCUCCAAGAAGAGUGGAUGCUGUUUAAGGAACAAAAAAAGAAUUUCGAGAGAGAGCGAAGGAAUUUCACCGAAGCUGCCAUUCAGCUAGGAAUGGAGAGAAAAGCAUUUGAAGAUGAUAGAGCAGGUUGGCUGAAGCAACAGUUCUUACAUAUGACCGCCUUUGACUUCAGAAACGUAGAAAAUAUGAAACCUCAAAGUGCCUUCUCAGGAAGUCCCGAUCAGGACAAUCAAACAGUGUGCUACAGGUCCCGGCAAAAGAAAUUUCACUGCGUGCCCAGUGGAUCUCCGACGUGCACAUCGAAACCCACAAAGCCUCUCCUCACUACAUCCCUUGCUUCCGAGCUUUUCCAGACACACCACCACGCAACGGAAAAUAGCUCAAGCAGUGUUCUGAGUGCAACCACCGAAGACACUAAACCAAAUCCAAGCCGAAGGGAGUCUACAACCCAGAUCCAGAACGUGGCUGCGAGGCUUGAAUCCCAGGAAGGCUGCUGUACUCGACAUUCUCUUCUUUGUGCCAAUUCACACGGAGAGCACAGAGAAGACUUACCUUAAACCUCCUAGAAUGACACGCUCUUUGGUUGUCUCGGCGUUCUUAAAUGUGCUUGCUUAGGGUGAAGCGGGGUCUUAUAAACUCAGUCAUCUCUAGUAAACUAAGAGGGUCGUGUGCGAGUUGUCUGUCCCGGCUUCCCCACCCUACUCCCCAAAGAAUCAAAUCUUUAAAGUCUAUUUGAAGGGAAAUGAAAGCUUUUGGAUAGGUAUUUCAGUAACAGAAGCUUGGAUUCUGCGAAACAAGGAAUGUAUGAAAUAGUUCAGUUGGAAACAGAAGCACUAGAAUGAGUUUCCUUUUUAUCAUAUAUUACGUAGCACUUUUAGUAAACCGAUUAUUGUAAAUGUUUAAUUUUGUCAAGCGUGAGCGGCAUUGGAAGUUUUGCCUUGAAUGUACACGGUAGAUUUUUAACGAAACAGGCUCUAUUUAUUUCGUCUAGUGCGGUUUGAGAUUACCUCUUUCGUAUGUCUUAGGUGAGGUUUUAUGUAUGUUUGUACAUAGGUGUACAUGAUCACGGUAAGAUGCUGUAAAAUGAAAUAAUUUCCUGCAACCAGAAUGAUAGAAUUUACAAUGCCAAUUUAAACUUUGGUGAUAUUCUGUUUACAGAUGUUUGGGGCUCUGCUACAUUUACAGUUCAAAGAUCAAACUCUUUGGGAACAUAUAUGGGCAAUAAAUGUGCAAAAGACAUUCACGAAA
This is a messenger RNA of Tachyglossus aculeatus (Australian echidna), 2717 nucleotides long. RefSeq names its product SSX family member 2 interacting protein (gene SSX2IP). The record is from RefSeq and is a predicted model, not a curated record. NCBI's taxonomy places the organism in Eukaryota, Metazoa, Chordata, Mammalia, Monotremata, Tachyglossidae. The coding region runs from base 176 to 2026 and encodes 616 amino acids. The transcript has 14 exons.